AUCUUCAAGAUCUACUUCGGAGUCAUCGCUAUCUUGAUCGCCAAGAACCUCGCGGCCUCCGCAUGCUUCUGGCUGGGUCGCUCGCUACUCUCCGAAUGGGUCGCGAACUUUGUGAAGAAGAACGAGACUUUCAGAUCCAUCGUAGACUCCACUUCCCAGUCUGGUUGGCAGCUUGUGCUGGCAGCGCGUCUUUCCCCGGCAAGGACUGCACUCCCUGAUGCUGCUCUCCCCUCCUACGUGUGCAGCUACGGCUUCUCUGUCACUCAGGUCUCCUUCAAGGAGUACUUCCUCGCCACCCUCUUCGCCUCUGCCCCCAUGAUCUUCAUCAACGUCGGCCUGGGCGCC
This is a messenger RNA of Guillardia theta CCMP2712, 345 nucleotides long. RefSeq lists its product as hypothetical. NCBI's taxonomy places the organism in Eukaryota, Cryptophyceae, Pyrenomonadales, Geminigeraceae. The annotation marks the transcript as partial. The transcript has 3 exons. The record is from RefSeq and is a predicted model, not a curated record. Gene Ontology annotation, cellular component: membrane.